Molecule: messenger RNA, 693 nt
Organism: Fusarium fujikuroi IMI 58289
Lineage: Eukaryota; Fungi; Ascomycota; Sordariomycetes; Hypocreales; Nectriaceae
Exons: 1
Coding region: 1-693 (230 amino acids)
Source: RefSeq, a predicted model, not a curated record
AUGACCUUUCAGAAAAAGAGAAAGAGAUUGAUUGAAAAAUCGCCAAAAGCCCGAGGUACUCCAUCCCACUCGACAAAUGCCACCGAAGAGGGUGAGACGGUAGACUCAUGUCCCGAGAGCUCAAGAGAAUCCAGCACCCCUCCACCUGACGUGAGCCCCGAAACAUCGAUACGAACCGUUCGAGUACCUCAACUUCAGGCCCUACCAGAGGGUGUACCCCCUCCCCCGACAGCGCUGGAGACAGAAGACUACUACGGUCUCUGGCGAAACAAACCCCGACUCCUGGCGCGAUCAAACUACCCGGAGGAUCAGUGGUCGGGCCUAUGCAACGACUGGUCGUAUGUGGAAGACUCUCAUCCAUUGAGACGUCUCUGGUCGGAUCCUGAGAGAAUCCUUCAGAAGGAACUUGCUGGUGUGCUGGAGUAUACAAAGUGGAACUGCUUCGAGGUCUGUCGCAUCGGAAGCGUACAGCAAGAUUGUCAGGUGAAGGUCCUGAUUAUAGCCGAGGCUGAUUCUACGUCUUGGUCGCAUGCCUGGGUUGUCGCAAGGAUGUGUAGGGAUAUCUUGAGAGGUUACGACAUUACGGAUGUUGAGGUUGAGGUUCAGGAGUGUGCCGGUUGUUGGGCUAUCGCGCGGAUACGAGAGUCGAUGGGACCUGAUGUGAGUGUACAAGAUUGUCCUAUUUGUCAUUGA